AUGAAGCUCAUUUUGUUCGUGGGGUGUGUGCUGGUCUCCAUUCUAGCAACAGUCUCAAGCUCCAUGUUUGACCCAAUACUGGAUGAAGCCUGGUUCAGCUGGAAAUCAUUUCAUAGGAAGCAAUAUAACAAGAAUGAUGGAAAUUACAGAAGAAAGGUGUGGGAAGAAAAUAUGAAAUACAUUGCUAAGCAUAACCUGGAACACUCAAUGGGAAAGCACACAUUUACAGUAGGAAUGAAUCAGUUUGGAGAUCUGACCACUAAGGAGUUUGGACAGUAUUUGAAUAAAUUCAGCAAAAAGGAAGCUGGGAACAUGACACACAAAGUGCUUACAGCACAGAAGAAUGUUGAACUGCCUUUGGCUGUUGACUGGCGUCCCAAGGGUUAUGUUACUCCAGUGAAGGACCAGGGGCAAUGUGGCUCUUGCUGGGCAUUCAGUACAACUGGAGUACUUGAAGGACAAGUGUUUAAGAAAACUGGAAAGCUCAUUUCCCUAAGUGAGCAGUACCUGAUGGAUUGUACCCAAGCUGUAGGAAACAGAGGCUGUAAUGGUGGAUAUAAAGUGCGGGCCCUUCUAUUUAUCAAAGAAAAUGGUAUCAAUUCAGAACAAUCCUACCCCUACACUGCAAAGGAUGGGGAUUGUAAAUCCAACAAAAACGAUAUUGUCGCCACUUGCAAGGGUGUCAGGAUGAUUCCAAAAAAUUCUGAAAUGGAUUUAGCUGCAGCAGUAGCCACGGUUGGACCAAUAUCUGUUUCUAUAGAUGCAGAGCACAGAUCUUUCAUGUUGUACAAAUCAGGUAUUUUUUAUGAGCCACGUUGCAGUUCUGUCAAACUUGAUCAUGAAGUGUUGGCAGUCGGAUAUGGGACUGAAAAUCAGAAGCCAUAUUGGAUUGUUAAGAACAGUUGGGGAGCAAAUUGGGGCAAUGAAGGAUAUGUCCACAUGGCUAAGGACAUGGAUAACAACUGUGGAAUUGCUACAGAUGCAGUUUAUCCUGAGGUGUGA
Carcharodon carcharias (great white shark) is the source of this 1002-nucleotide messenger RNA. Its product is annotated as procathepsin L-like. Gene Ontology annotation, molecular function: cysteine-type endopeptidase activity. The transcript is spliced from 7 exons. The coding region runs from base 1 to 1002 and encodes 333 amino acids. Lineage: Eukaryota; Metazoa; Chordata; Chondrichthyes; Lamniformes; Lamnidae. Gene Ontology annotation, cellular component: lysosome. The record is from RefSeq and is a predicted model, not a curated record.